AUGGCUGAGGCUGCUGGCAUACCUGAAUACUCUCAGCUGGAUGAUGAUUUCAACACGGAUCCUUUAGCAUUUACAGAUGAAGAUGCGGACAGAAUUCUCAUUCCUGAGGACCUGAGUGAGCUGGGUGUGAUCGAGGAAGUGACCAGAUUAGGGGCAAAAAUUAAGGCGGAAUUGGACACCAUCAAAGAGCAGAGCAUCCACAUUCUGACUAAUGAUACUAGCCAGGAGUGGGUCACUAAACUUGAUGGCCUUGUAAAUAAGUAUCGUACUGACUUGAUUAAUUUCAAAAAUAAGAAACUCAAUAAUGUUGAGAAUGAUUAUAGAGAAAGGAGGGUAUAUAGAUGGCUAUAUGGUAAAGAGGAUGGCACAUAUAGACGGCGUAGAAAUCUUAGAUCUAGAAAUACACUAAGUAUUGUAGACAGCAGUGGGGGUGAUUCCUCUGGUACUGAGGUCAGUACUAGCAAUGAUCACACCCCUGCACAAAUCAAUCAAUCUGAACAUUUUUUAGGGGUGAGCACUCGCUCUACUGCGAAACCCCCACCAAUGCCCCAAGACAAAAGAGGGCAAAAAAAUGUAAAACCAGGCGGGGGGGGGGGGGGGCACAAAUCAAAAUCUAAAACAGAUUCGCAAGAAAUAGAUGUUAUAUUCAAUCUUAGUAGUAGACCACUCAGUAAUGCUGAACGGUCUCUGCUUAAUCAUGGAUUGUCGUUUAUUCCUACCCCAAAAUCAGAUAAAUUUGAACAACUUGUUGAUAUUCACAGAUUUCAGCGCCAACUUAAGCUAAAGGAUUAUUUCAGAGAACAGACCCCACAGAGUGAAGGCUUUAAGAAAAAAUCUACAUCCCAGAAAUCCUGGCUUGUAGAAGCUGAGGGUCAAAAAGGUCACCUUAUUUCUAGACUUUGUUCUAUUUUAUUAGGGAGCUAUGAUGGACAGGAGGAUGCAUUGCAGUCUGCUCUCCGCAGAAGGAAGGAGCUGAUGUACAAACUGAGAGAGCAACACCUAAUGGAAGAGCUUACUCGGCCUCACACAUGGGAGGGAACGCGCAAAAAAACCAUACAUCUUGAACCCAUUCACCAGGCACCACCGAUGCACUUCUAUCCCCCGCCACCUCCUCCAGAGCCACCCGUACACUUCUACCGCCCCCCUCCCCCUCCUGAACCUCCCAGGAUCAUCCAACAGCAGAUUCCCCAGCAGCCAACAACCAUAAUUCAGCAGUUACCGUCUCAGCAGCCACUUAUUACACAAAUCCCUCCCCCGCAGACACUGCCACCUAUCCGCUCUGGUAGCAUAAAGGAAGACAUGGUGGAGAUGAUGCUCAUGCAGAAUGCUCAGAUGCAUCAGAUUAUUAUGCAGAAUAUGAUGCUGAAAGCUCUACCCCCUAUGGCCUUGUCUCAACCAGCCAGUGGUGGUCCUUCAGCAUAUGCCCCAAAUCACCAGGAACCUGCAUUUACUAGCCCUGUUGUACGGAUACCUGAGAAGAUGCGUCCAUCCUCAGUACAUCAUCAUCACCAUUACACACCUCCUGGUCUCCCAUCAGCACCGCCUACCAUGCAACCAGCACCUGUUUAUUCCAUGUGGCCACAAAUGAUGCCUCAAAAUCCCACAGCACAUAUGAAUGGAUUCCCACAAACAGUGCAUCACAUGACUGGGCCUACGACAAUGCUACCAUCCAUGCACACGUAA
Messenger RNA from Bombina bombina (fire-bellied toad), 1683 nucleotides. RefSeq names its product chromosome 1 C21orf58 homolog (gene C1H21orf58). The transcript has 7 exons. The record is from RefSeq and is a predicted model, not a curated record. The coding region runs from base 1 to 1683 and encodes 560 amino acids. NCBI's taxonomy places the organism in Eukaryota, Metazoa, Chordata, Amphibia, Anura, Bombinatoridae.